Molecule: messenger RNA, 1161 nt
Organism: Oryza sativa Japonica Group (Japanese rice)
Lineage: Eukaryota; Viridiplantae; Streptophyta; Magnoliopsida; Poales; Poaceae
Product: probable glutathione S-transferase GSTU6
Biological process (GO): glutathione metabolic process
Cellular component (GO): cytoplasm
Molecular function (GO): glutathione transferase activity
Source: RefSeq, a predicted model, not a curated record
CGAAUUAUAUCUUUCCCGGUCUCCUUAUCGAACAAGUUCAGUGUCAAUAUCUCAGGCUUUACGCACCCAACUCCAACUAUAUAUACAUCUCCAAACCAUUCGUUGUGAUCAUCAAGAACACAAACUAGAAACACGAGCAGAAGUAGUAAGAGGUUCAAAUCUCUAGCCACCCCCACAGCCGAGUUCCUGAAACUGAUCGACAGAAAUGGCCGGAGGAGGAGAUGAGCUGAAGCUUUUGGGCACAUGGUUCAGCCCGUUCGUUUCCAGAGUGAAGUUCGUGUUCCACCUCAAGGGCCUGAGCUACGAGAACAUCGAGGAGGACCUCAAGAACAAGAGCGAGCUCCUCCUCAAGAGCAACCCGGCGAUCAAGAAGGUACCCGUGCUCUUCCACAACGGCAAGCCACUCUGCGAGUCCAUGAUCAUCGUCGAGUACAUCGACGAGACCUUCGCCGGCGUCGGCCCGUCCGUCGUCCCCACCGAUGCCUAUGAACGCGCCGUCGCUCGCUUCUGGGUCUCCUACAUCGACAACAAGCUAGUGGCGCCAUGGUUCCAGGUGUUCAGGAGCAAGUCGAUGGAGGAGAAGGCGGAGGGGCUGAAGCAGAUCUUCGUGGCGGUGAUGGUGCUGGAGGAGGCGUUCAAGGAGUGCUCCAAGGGGAGGCCAUUCUUCGGCGGCGACAACGCCGGGAUCGUGGACAUCGCGCUCGGCAGCCAGCUCGGGUGGGUGCGCGCAUCCCAGGCGCUGUCCGGCAUCAAGCUGUUCGAUCCCGCCAAGACGCCGCUUCUGGCGGCCUGGGCGGAGCGCUUCCUCGCGCUGGACGCGGCGAAGGCGUCCAUGCCGGAGUUCGGCAGGCUGAUCGAGUAUGCCAAGAUGAGGCAGGCCGAGUCUGACGCCGCGAACGCAGCAGCCAACUGAUCACCACUCACCAACCAACUGCGAUGAGCUGAGCAGACUCGCCCCUGCAAGUGUCGAUUUGGGGAAAGCGAGUUAAUAAUUUGUGUCCUGUUUGUGUCAAGUGUCAACUGCUUCAUUGUUGCUCUGCACCUCUGCCUACGUUGCGCAACUUGUUCCAUGCCAGUGUUUUGUUCAGUCAGUCUGUCGUUGUUCCAUGUCGUGUUUGUUUAUGACCAAUAAAUAUAUUUGUAUCCUUUUAUUUUAAAAAA